CCCAACUUGUCUUCGCAUGAAAACACACAAAGGCCCCACCGCGGAGGAGAAGAAGCGUGUUCUCGACGCCUUCCUCCGCGGCGACAACUGGAAGCUCGUCGCCCAGCACAACGACAUGUCCCUCGCCACAGCGAGGCGAGUUGUGAACACCGGUCGAACGACUAUAUGCUGCCACGAGGUGGCUUUCGACCCGCCAAGUCCAAGGUCACCCCCGAGAUCCGUUCCGCUCUCGAGCAGUAUCUAGACAAGAACUGUCAAUACACUCUUCGUGAAAUGCAAACCUUUGUUGCUGCCGACUUCGCCGACACUGAGCUCUCGGUCCAAACCAUCAGCCGCCACAUUUUGGGCAUGCUGUACACCGUCAAGCAAGUGCGCAUCGAACCGGCGACCUGCAACAACGACAUCAACAAGCAGAAGCGACGUGAGUUUGCGCUCAAGCUCAAGCAACACCAAGACAACGGGGACUACAUUGUCUAUUGCGACGAGACGAAUUACAACGUGUACUGCAAGCGGAGCUUCGGGCGAUCCAAAAAAGGCACGAGAGCCACCGUC
Aphanomyces invadans is the source of this 552-nucleotide messenger RNA. RefSeq lists its product as hypothetical. The transcript has a single exon. The annotation marks the transcript as partial. NCBI's taxonomy places the organism in Eukaryota, Oomycota, Saprolegniomycetes, Saprolegniales, Verrucalvaceae. The record is from RefSeq and is a predicted model, not a curated record.